GGAAGAAACAUGCCAGUCUGUAAAAAAGAAACAGCAACACGUUUUAACUUGUUUAACAGUUUAAACCCUCAGAGCUGCUCCUCUUAUUUCUGUGCUUUUUCCUCUGGAUGCAGGAGAUAAACAUCUCUUAAUGAGGCAGCAUUGAUGAUGUCACUCAGACUGACUCCUCCUCUUUCUCUGCUGUUUCUGCUCAUGGUUUCAGGAGUUGUUGUUUCUCAGGACUGGGGUGUUUAUUACACACAGAGCUCCAUCUGUGCUCUAAAGGGAUCUACAGUGACCGUGGGCUGCAGAUACACAUAUCCAGCUGGUUACUCAGUUAACAAAGCUUUCUGGAGCAGAGAGUUAGUUACAGAUAAAGAGCCUCCUGAUCUGACUUCAGAUCCAAAGUACAGAGGCAGGGUUCAGUACCUCGGAGACAAACGGCGUGACUGCAGUCUCAGACUGAGUGAUGUGAGAGAACAGGACCAAGGCAAAUACUACUUCAGAUUCAUAACAACAUUCGCUGAAGGAAAGUAUCAAGGUAAAGAUGGAGUUAACCUUUCUGUCACAGAGCUUCAGGUGGAGAUGAUUCCUGAUAGUGUGGUUGAGGGAGCUGAAGUCACUCUCACGUGUAAAACCACCUGCAGCCUGACUGUCACUCCGACAUUCACCUGGUACAAAAAUGGAAUUCGUUCAUCCUCCGCCUCCUCCUUCAAUCCGCUCCGUCUGCCAUCAGUCAGUCAGAGGGAUGCAGGCAGCUACAGCUGUUCUGUACAGGGACAAAGUUAUCGCUCCCCUGCUGUCACUCUUGAUGUCCAGUAUCCUCCAAAGAGAGUCUCAGUGUCCAUCAGACCCUCUGGUGAGAUAGUGGAGGGCAGUUCAGUGACUCUGAGCUGCAGCAGUGAUGCUAACCCACCUGUGCAGACCUACACCUGGUAUAAAGGAACAUCCUCUAUAAGAACAGGACAAACCUACACCAUCUCCUCUAUCAGCUCUGAGGACAGUGGAGAAUACACGUGCCAGGCUGAAAAUAAACACGGAGUUCAGUCCUCUACUGCUGCGUCUCUGAAUGUCCUGUAUCCUCCAAAGAGAGUCUCAGUGUCCAUCGGUCCCUCUGGUGAGAUAGUGGAGGGCAGUUCAGUGACUCUGAGCUGCAGCAGUGAUGCUAACCCACCUGUGCAGACUUACACCUGGUAUAAAGGAACAUCCUCUGUAAGAACAGGACAAACCUACACCAUCUCCUCUAUCAGCUCUGAGGACAGUGGAGAGUACAAGUGCAAGGUCAGACAUCGAUACGGAGAGAAAUACUCUGAUGGAGCAACUUUAAAUGUUUUGUAUCCUCCAAAGAGUGUCUCAGUGUCCAUCAGUCCCUCUGGUGAGAUAGUGGAGGGCAGUUCAGUGACUCUGACCUGCAGCAGUGAUGCUAAUCCAGUAGAGUAUAACUGGUUUAAAGGAACAUUAUUUAAAAGCAAAGAAAAAACCUACACCAUUAACAAGAUCAGCUCUGAGGACAGUGGAGAUUACAAGUGCAAGUCCAGCAAUCAAUAUGGAGAGAAAUACUCUGAUGGAGCAACUUUAAAUGUUUUGUAUCCUCCUAAGAAUGUCUCAGUGUCCAUCAGUCACUCUGGUGAGAUAGUGGAGGGCAGUUCAGUGACUCUGACCUGCAGCAGUGAUGCUAACCCACCUGUGCAGACCUACACCUGGUAUAAGGUGGAUGAAAGCUCACCUGUAGGAUCUGGACACAAUUACAGCUUCACAUUGAGGUUCAACAGCAGUAGAUGGUUUUACUGUGUAGCUCAGAAUAAAUAUGGGAAUCAGACAGCAGCUGCAGUGCCGCUCACUUUAAAGGGGGGCACAAGUGUAGUUCUGUAUGUAGUUCUUGGAGUCAUGGUUGGAUGUGGAUGUUUAUUUGCCAUCAUUGGUGUUUUACAUAUGAGGAGAAAGAAAAGGGGAGGUUCAGCUGAAGAUGCCAAGUCAAGUCAGGAAAAUAUCUACAGCAGUGAGAACUUGAGUGCUGCAACCAACAAUCCAAGACCUGAUCCAGAUCUGUUCAGUCAGGAUGAUGUUCAGUAUGCCAGUAUCCAGCACCAGAGUGAUCCCCGGAGGGCAGAAAGUUCUCCAUUGCAAACUGCUGACUCUGGGGCUGCUGAGGAGGUUCAGUAUGCUACUGUCCAGCACCAGCAUGACAGAGGGGUGGAAAAGACGCUAAAGGAUGAUGAUCAGUAUGCCAAUGUCAGAUUUAAUCGCACUGGUGCUGCCUACAGGUCUGCUGCUCCUGCAUUUGAAGAUUUGUCAGUGAUUUACAGCAGCUGAAGUAAACAAAAUUCCAAGAUUCUGUUCAGGAUGAACGUGACCUGAACAGUUACCCAAUUAUGGGCAAUUGAAACUACAGCUAAGGAAAGAAGACAAGCUAUUGGUUGGAUAUAAACCACAUCCAUUAUUUUCAUAAUUCCACAUUUUCUGUAUGACUAUUUUGUAGAUCAUUCCUCCUGAAAUACAAAAGAAACCUAGUGGAUAAUUGUUUUAAGUACUCCAAACACUUCAAUCAGCAGAACCAAACCACAUUCCCUUUUCGGAUGCAACUUAGUAAACUUCAAGAUCCAUAACCUUGGGCCAUCAAUCAGGUUUUUCAAAACAUUGUAAAAGUACUUGGGAAUAGACUUUCUUGUGUUACAUCAACUUACUGCAUCAUAUCCUUAACACAACUGCAACCAUAUACAACUGUAAUCACCACUUAAACAACAAGAUGACUUCUAUUAAAAGGGUAUAACUUACAGAAAACAUUUUUACUCCAAAAUUCUAUUGUAUGUCCAGUAUUGACUUAACUGGAUAAUAUUGUUAUUAAUAUUUUCACACCUACAGCUUUUUGGGUCAUUUUAAAUUGUACAAGUAAAUAGAUUUGUCCUCUCUGAAAUGCUAAGUUUGCAAAAAAUGGCAGACAGUAUGUGGAGCAUUUGACUGCAUUUAUUUUUAAGGACUUGUGCUUCACAGUCACAAAACUCAGGAUUAUUAUUAUCAUCGUUAUUAUUAUUUACAAGGCAGCAACUUAGUUAGCUUUUAAUGCAUAGAUAUUUGUAUAUUAAAUCCAGCCCAGUUUGUAAUAACCCUUUAAACUGAUUUAUUCACAGUUUACAAUUAUACACUCUAUGACCUCCACUUUUCUGGGAAGGCUUUCCACUAGAUUUAACUGUAGCUGUGGGAAUUUGUGCUACAUUACAUUAGUGAGGUGAGGAGGUCUGCGGUGCAACUGGUAUUCCACUUCAUCCCAAAGGUGUUCAGUGGGGUUGAGGUCAGGGCUCUGUUAGAGAAUCCACCCU
Molecule: messenger RNA, 3296 nt
Organism: Pangasianodon hypophthalmus (striped catfish)
Lineage: Eukaryota; Metazoa; Chordata; Actinopteri; Siluriformes; Pangasiidae
Product: B-cell receptor CD22
Exons: 12
Coding region: 145-2292 (715 amino acids)
Source: RefSeq, a predicted model, not a curated record